AUGGUGCCCCCCAGAUGGACAAGCACAGAGCAGUUACUCUGGCUGCAGAAUGAGAUGCCUGGAUACUUGCAGAUGCAAAAAGAGAAGAAAUUGCCUCGAUUCUUUGAUUCAUUGUUCCCAAGGUGGUUUAGCAACUUUCCAGAAGAGACAGAACUAAAUGGCAGCCCACCUUGUGAUGAGAACACUGGCAUAAAUGAGCCCAGCAGUGCAGGCAUUGGGUCCGUUAUUGACACAGCCCAGCUCAAUUCUAUAAAUGCACCUGAUUUAGUCGAACAAGAAGACAGCCAGUCCAACUCACCUCCAAUGGGAGUGGCAGAACAACACAAAAAAUUGUGGGAAUGGUUCCGAAAUAACUCAAAGCGAAAGACAACACCUGGUGGCAGCUCAACUGGUAGAGCCCUGUCUGUACUACUUGGCCAGCACGCACGAGGUACUCGAGACCUCAAAGAGAUUGAAGUGUAUUCCAAACUGCACUAUGAGUCAAAAGUCAAACCGUUGGUUGAAGACACUCUUAAAAAUAAUAUUGUGCAACCUACCCAAAGGCUUAGUACAGUUCAGCUACACACCACUGAAUGCUUUGCAGAAGAGUCAGAAGACAUUAAGAAAGAAAUUCGGGAGGAGACUGUACGUCUCAAUGCUUCCAGAAGAUUGGGUGAUAUUGAGGGUCAGCAUCCGAGAACAAAGGAAGAAGUUUAUCGGACAAUUCAAGAGCUGCCUUUGAUUCUAGGUCAAGUUUUUGAGGAACUCUCAGCAUUGACAGGUGGAUGGCACUACACCAUUGUCAUGGGCGGAGCUGAUCCGUUGUGUGAAGGUGACAUCAUGAUGUUGAGUUACCACCAUGGUAAAACUGCAGAUGGUCCAUCUUCAAAGUGUAUAUCAGCACCCUCAUCUACCCCGACCUCGUCUCAUCUUGCGCCCGUUGGCCUCAUCUCACUGGAUGAAUUUCCGAACAAGUCCUCACUUGGAGAGAAUGUGAUAUCCGGGCCUGUGGUUGGUCCUUCUCUGUUGCAAGAACUUGGGGACUUAGUGUUGAAUCCUUACAUCAACCUGGACUUCGGUGGAUCUGUGGGAGUGAACAAACAUGGUGACUGGUUGAUGCACGCUAGUAGCAGUGACCCAAACCUCCCAUCUCCCCGUAACAUGACGGACACGCCAAUCACUGCUUGGAGAAAGUCAAUGGCGCUCAAUGAAGACCCGCUCGCAUCCCCCACCUUUAAUCGCAUUCAACAACGAGGUUCAAGUGCAGAGGGUCCAUCAGCCGAAGCAGUCCCUCCUUUCCUACCUCAUCCAUUGUCACCGCUUCAUACCACCCUCUUGCCCCAGCCUUCUUCGUUCUUUGUGUUUCCUGCACUCGAGGAGGUCGACACGCUUCCCACGCUCCAACACCAUGAUCCAUUAGCGUUCAACCAGCCCAUGUUUAAUUCAGGGCUACGCUCACCUCCAGACCAACCGAUUCCGUUACCUUUGUCCCCGCUUGUAUCCACAGCCUCCAAGUCACCGCAUUCCAAGUCUGUUGAACAUCAACCUUCGCCAGCGUCUCACCAGCCAACUCCUCAACCUAAUUUGGAGGCGAUGACAGUGUCCAUUGACUGUCAAUCUUCGCCAGCUUCUCACCGGCCGACACCUCACGACAUUGUAGGUGUUUCUGCUGAUGAUCAUCCUCAACCCAAUUUGGAGGUGAGGACAGUGUCUUCAUUACCUACCGCUGCCUCUGGCAGACGCUCGGGACACGCACCACGUCCUUCUAUGCAAGCUGAUGGAGCCAAUAAAAUUGGUGGCUAUAACUCACAAUGUGAAACAAAGCUCACACCAAAGAGGAAGCUGACUGAAGUCCAGCGUGGUGUUGGAGGGUCGAAGAAAAGGUCUCGGAAGUAG
Molecule: messenger RNA, 1875 nt
Organism: Suillus fuscotomentosus
Lineage: Eukaryota; Fungi; Basidiomycota; Agaricomycetes; Boletales; Suillaceae
Exons: 5
Coding region: 1-1875 (624 amino acids)
Source: RefSeq, a predicted model, not a curated record